AUGGAUGUAACUGAGCCCCCUGUUACCAUGCAUCUAUCAGAAGAGGACCUCAACAGACUAUUGAUUGACGGCCUGUCAGAUAUCCUUGCAGAAGGUGUGCUGGGAAAAUUACCGACACAUACUCAAGCUGUCGAAAGAGCAGUAAAAGAAGUCAAACGAUCAGCACUAAAAGUGUGCGAUGGAAAGAAAAGGGAUGAAAUAAUCAGAACUAGACUAUUUGACAGAGCAAUACGGCCUAAGUUUGACUCUAAGACAGAGUUCAAAGCCUAA
Molecule: messenger RNA, 270 nt
Organism: Diabrotica balteata
Lineage: Eukaryota; Metazoa; Arthropoda; Insecta; Coleoptera; Chrysomelidae
Source: the annotation of a GenBank genome assembly